Molecule: messenger RNA, 1149 nt
Organism: Ichthyophthirius multifiliis
Lineage: Eukaryota; Ciliophora; Oligohymenophorea; Hymenostomatida
Product: zinc finger protein, putative
Exons: 3
Molecular function (GO): zinc ion binding
Source: RefSeq, a predicted model, not a curated record
AUGUCCUACAACACCAACACACAAUAGAAUUUUUUAAACAAAUAUUCUCGUUUAUCCCAAAACUCAAAUGAAUGGAAUUAAAUUGAAUAUGAUCUACAACUCGGCUUAGGUUCCACAACAGCCCUAGUAAAGCAUAUUUGGAGUAUUUCUAAUCCUAAACUAACAUUCGAAUUUGACAAAAACAACAAAAAUUUAUUAAUACUAGAUUCUUAUAUAGAGACUUGUAAACUAAAAGAAAACACCAGUUUAUAGAAAAUAUGUUAAAAAGGCUUUGAGUUUUCAAAUAAAGACACUGGUUUAAUAUUUCCUACAGGCCAUAUAUAACUAUCCGAUAAUAACAAAAAUAAAUCCUAUGAAGUUUUAAUGCUAAAAAUUGCAUCAGGUAAAUCUUAUUGUGUGCCUUUUAAAAAUGGGGAUUAUUAGAAAAGUUUAAAUUAUACACUUCCGGCAGAUUUCGAUAGUAUUUACCUAUAUGACGAAGACGAAGACCGAAACAGUGGUAUCUUCCGCCAUAAAUACAUUCUUUUCAAGAACGAAUAAAUCCUUCCCAUGUACAUCAUACAAUUCGAAUUUAAUGAGGAAAAAGAGAAGCAACUAAAUCCUCCUUAAUGUGAUGUUUGUGAAGAUAACGAAGAUAAACUCUUUUGUAAACAAGAUGAGGCAAAUUUAUGUUAUAAUUGUGAUGAAGAAUGCCAUUUAAAAGGCGGAAAGUUGGCUAACAAACAUAUUAGGAUAAAAAUUUAAUAAAAACCAAAAAGUUUUGGAUUAUGUAUGAACCAUUAGGAUACUAAUAUAGAACUUUAUUGCACUGAUAUAUUAUCACCUUCUGAUUAUUUAAAUUCUUGGUCGAGACAUAGUGCAAUGAGGAAUAGAAUAUUAUCUUAAUCUAAAAAAGAUUUUCUUUCUGAUGUUUAACCAGAUUUGAGGCUUAUUCACGCAAACAUACAAAUUAGUUCAGAUCAAAAAUUAGAAGAUUAUGAUAAUGAUUAAUAAUAGAAUUAAUUUUACUAAGAUUAAUCUUAAAAUAAUAUUGAAAAAUAAGGUUUAUUGCCUGAAGAUACAUCGCCAAAAAGAUUCAGGAAUUAAAUGGGAAGUGUAACAAAUAUUUUAGAAGGUUAAACUUCAAGAUAAACUGAAGAAAAUAUUUGA